CGCUGCUGCUGCUGCUGCUGCUGCUGCUGGCCGCCCAGGUGUCUGGUGAGUUUGGCAUGGUCCGUGUCUUCUCGGAGAGAGGGAGCAGCAAAGGAAAAGACUAUUGUAUCCUCUUCAAUUCCCAGUGGGCCCACCUACCUCACGACCUGGGCAAGGCGGCCCCCCUUCUGCUGCAGGACCAGACGGUGUCUGUCUUGUGUGCGCCGUCUGACGUGCCCAAUGGGGGCUUCUUCAACACAAUCCCCAUGGUGAUGCGGGGGAAUUGCACCUUCUACGAAAAAGUGCGCCUAGCUCAGAUCAACGGUGCCCGAGGUCUCCUGAUUGUCAGCCGAGAGAGGCUGGUCCCCCCUGCUGGCAACCGUAGCCAGUACGAAGAGAUCGACAUUCCGGUGGCCCUGUUGAGCUACACUGACAUGUUGGACAUCGGCAGGAGCUUCGGGCCCUCAGUGACGGUGGCCAUGUAUGCCCCCAAUGAGCCAGUCCUGGACUACAACAUGGUGAUCAUCUUCGUGAUGGCCGUCGGCACGGUGGCCGUCGGCGGGUACUGGGCUGGAAGCCGAGAUGUGAAGAAGCGAUACAUGAAGCACAAGAGGGACGACGGGGCUGAGAAGCAGGAUGACGAGACGGUGGACGUGACCCCUAUCAUGAUCUGCGUUUUCGUGGUCAUGUGUUGCUCCAUGCUGGUUCUUCUCUACUACUUCUACGAUCAACUUGUGUAUGCCAUCAUCGGAAUCUUCUGCCUGGCAGCCUCCAUUGGCUUGUACAGCUGCCUCUCCCCGUUUGUCCGAAGGUUUCCAUUGGGAAAAUGCAGGAUCCCCGGGAACAACUUGCCCUAUUUCCAUAAGCGGCCCCAAGUUCGGAUGCUGCUGCUGGCUGCCUUCUGCAUCUCCAUCAGUCUGCUUUGGGGCGUAUUCCGGAAUGAGGACCAGUGGGCCUGGAUCCUCCAAGAUACCCUGGGGAUUGCCUUCUGCCUCUACAUGCUGAAAACCAUCCGCCUGCCCACGUUCAAAGGCUGCACUCUGCUUCUCAUGGUCCUCUUCAUAUAUGACGUCUUCUUUGUCUUCAUCACGCCCUAUCUGACCAAGACUGGGGAGAGCAUCAUGGUGGAGGUGGCAGCUGGGCCAGCGGACUCGGCCACACAGGAAAAGCUUCCCAUGGUGCUGAAGGUCCCACGGCUCAACUUCUCCCCACUGGCUCUUUGUGAUAGGCCCUUCUCCCUCCUGGGAUUUGGGGACAUCUUGGUUCCAGGUCUCCUGGUUGCCUAUUGCCACAGGUUUGACAUUCAAGUCCAGUCCUCACGCGUGUAUUUUGUUGCUUGCACUGUAGCCUAUGGCAUCGGGCUCCUGGUGACGUUCAUUGCGCUGGCUUUGAUGCAGAAAGGCCAGCCAGCCCUCCUCUACCUCGUGCCCUGCACACUGCUCACGAGCUUCAUGGUGGCCCUUUGGCGGAGAGAAGUGGCCAUGUUCUGGACGGGCAGCGGCUUUGCGAAAGACCUACCUCAUCCCCCUGUGGUGAUCUCCCCUGUGGGCUGCCCUGCGCCCCCAAAAGAGCUGAGAUCUCCAAUGCCUCCGCAGGAAGCAGGUGGAGAAGUUUCCAGUGAGAGGCUGGCUAGCCCUGCUGGGGCCAGCCAGGAGCCACCUCCAGAGCACUUCCUGGAGAUGGAGACGGAGGGCCACGCAGGGUGCAGGAAGCCGCUGGCCAGUCCACCAUCUCCCCAUAUAGAAGAGACGGACCCCUCUCCGGACCCUGUCCCAGGAAGCAAGAGCCCCCCGGCUGGGAGACAGAGCCCGUCUGACUAGGAACUUCCUGCUUCCCUCUCCGACAAUCCCAUCCCUUCUUUCUCUCAUCACAGACUAACUCAAGACACAACCAGGACUGGUCUGGCCGCCUCGGAAUUCAGCACCCCACAGAUCCCAUCAUUCCACGCGAGGAAACCGCUUGGCCGAAUCCUGAACACACGAACUGACGGCACCAGCUCUCUCCUCCCCCCCAAAUAUGGUGCUUUCAUAUCAAAGUUUGCCGAUUGGUUCUGAAAACAAGGGGCAGACGCCUCUCCCCUCCCCGUUCCAUGAUGCUGGGAUGGUAUUCCAUCCUCCUUCGAAAUCUAACAGUAUUCGGCGCUUGCAUGGCUGCUUUGCGAUGCCUUUGGAUUGCAGGGAUGGACUGUCAUGCUUUUGGGACCAUGCAUCUCCUGGAAAGCCACCCCACCUUUUCUCUGGAAGAUCCUGACUCAUAUUUGGUUUUAUUGCCCCUUCUCUGGCUGGAUUUCGAUCCUAUGCGCAGGACUCUGGAAACAGUUUGCUCUCGUCGGGUGUCUGCAGGAAGGGUGUGUUUUGGGGUGAUAUUGUAGGAUGCUAAUACGUUGGGGGCAGGUUUGUGCCCGGAGGCAUUUUGGGAUGGGAUUUGGUUGUGUCCUUUAGCCAGAUGGGUGCUCCAGGGAGUCUCAUCCCCUCCACCAGACUAGAAGCCAUUCAAGCUUCUGUGGAGUUGGUCCUUUUCGGGCAGGACUCUGGCUGGAACCCCGUUCCCACCCUGAAGAAGGCAUCCUGGUGCGUCGCAAGAUGGCGCUGGGAAAGCAAUGGUGGGCUUGCAACACGGCCUUGCUGGCCUGGAGAUGCCUUGAGAUAGAGAUAGUCCGGUGAGUGGCUGGGCUGGGAAUCAUGGGAAGCAGGGGCUGUUUCUGUGCUUGCUGGCUCCUCUCUGCACUUCUCCAGCCCCAGCCAGCCGCUUCCCUGGAGGAAGGGACUUCUCCCAGGGCUGCUGGCCCAUAUCCAGCCUCCAAUGGCCCUGAGUCAAAAGCUGUGGGAGAAGGGAAGUGUUUCGAAGCCUGUGGCAAGGUUCUUGCUGGGCUUCCUUCUCCAGAAAUGACUCAAGGAAGGUGAGAGGCUUUGUGGAGCAGUAAUCGGCCCCAGCGCCAUCGUUCCUGCAAGAUCAUCCUCUCCCAUGGCUAGAGGUGGGAGAAGAGAAUCGCCCCUUCCUUAAGGCUUUGCGACAUGGCCCACCUUGCUGAACUGGAGUGUGUGUGAUGGGACAUGAUUUUGAAGCAUAGACGUAGUGGCUGACACUUCCCUGAACAUCUGGCCGCCUUUCCGGAAAAGACAGUGGAGGCUUAGCCUGAAGACAGCUGGCUCGUUGAUUCCCCCCCCCCCCCCACCUGGUCUUGAGGUGCACACCUGCUUCCAACUCCCACCUUUUCAGGAGCUCUGCUGUCCUUUGCAGAGCCUUUUUUGAAGAAAGAGUGCCCCCCCCCCAGGCUAUGGGAGAAACCAUGGGGUGGUGGCCACCAGGCCAGGCAGCGUUCAAGCCACAGUCAGGCAGGGUGGGAUGGCUGCUGCCUUCUCAGCCGGCCUCCUGAGGUUGGGGAGGUCCCUUGGAAAGUUGGGGCCCGGGCACUCGCUUGGUUAUUGCCUGACAUAAAAGAGCCACAGAGAGAGUUGGAUUGUCCUGGUGCCACCAGUCCGAACCUUGUGGAAAUGGGGUCCUUCCCUUCUUGGAGAGGGGUGUCUCCUCUAGAUGACCUUCGGCACCUGAGCCAGGAAGUCCUGUGCGUGUAUUUCGGUUUUUUUCGAUUAUCAUUCCCCGUGUCCAUGUUCUUUGGAAGAUCUCAUUCUGCGUCCCCCGUGUGUAAGUGUUGAUGCUGUGCUGCCAAGAGUCCUACCAAGCCCAUCUGCCACAUCUUGGCCCUCCCUGGGAACCCCUCGCAGGUCACGAGGAGUGAGAGAGGAGGCUUCCCUGUCCGCUCCCCGCUGGGCACGGCUGUGGUGAGAUGUAGGGCCGUAAGCAGAUCUGGCAUCCGCCUCUCCCCUCCGCCCUGCAAAUACCAGAUGCUUCUCUUGGACACUCCAGAAUUAUGCCUUAAUUUAAGCCAUUUUAUAAAUACUGUAUAUGAAAUUUUAAUUUUACAGAAGCCGGUUGGACAAUAAACUUGACCCAACAUGAGGUGGCUCAGAACUGAGGGCCAAGUGUA
Messenger RNA from Varanus komodoensis (Komodo dragon), 3967 nucleotides. RefSeq names its product signal peptide peptidase like 2B (gene SPPL2B). The transcript has 15 exons. NCBI's taxonomy places the organism in Eukaryota, Metazoa, Chordata, Lepidosauria, Squamata, Varanidae. The record is from RefSeq and is a predicted model, not a curated record. Bases 57 to 1799 code for a protein of 580 amino acids. Gene Ontology annotation, cellular component: cytoplasmic side of endoplasmic reticulum membrane; lysosomal membrane; Golgi-associated vesicle membrane. Gene Ontology annotation, biological process: membrane protein proteolysis. Gene Ontology annotation, molecular function: aspartic endopeptidase activity, intramembrane cleaving.